CAUAGCGGCAGACUCGCGGGGCAAUGAUGGUCUGAAAGUUAACUAGGAAAAUUACAAUUAUGAAUUUGUUGAGGGAAAGCGACUCAGGCUGAGGAAAUAUGAGCGAAUCCUUCAACAGAAGUUUCGCGACGAGCAGAGGAAAGAUCACUUAUCAUGAAAGGGCUUAAAAUUACUGAUGAAACACUAGAAGAUAGAUUGGCAUUUGAUGAGAUUUUUGUGGAAUACUUCAAUGCUUUCUUAGCAUUGCCGGCUUUCACCAAGCAACUGCAGUAUGAUCCACUAUCUGGGACUUUUAGGGAUUUCACUGGAAAGACUGACAGUGAUUUCAAAGAUUUAAAACCAAGUCAAGACCCAGAAGCUGACACAAAACAGAGAGAGAAGUCCUUUACAUGGGUGAAAACAGAGAGACUGCCAUUGUUUGUGAGAACCCGUCUUUAUCUCGAAUACAAACUCUGCCGUCUCCUUCUGCGCACGCUCGAAAAUCGAACAGCGCGUGUCAGCAGUCGUGGCCUGGGUGGGUACAGUCGUGCCACAAGUUAUACCGUCUUUAGCCCAGUUGGGAAUGUAGUCCGUCCAUCAAGUCGUGCCUCUAACCAAUCAUGGCCAGGUAUUUUGAUUCGUCAUUAUGGAAGGAGGCCGCUGGGCAGCGCAACAAGUUUGCCUGCCAUGAUGAAUUUGGGAAUAGCACCUAACGGCCAAACGAUUCAGAAGAAAGAAAAUGGAAAAGAAAGCAAUAAAGACGUGGAAGAAAAAAUGGAAGGAGCCGUGAUCACUGAGGAACAAAUUGAUGGUGACAACGUGACUGGCGUGACCAGGACAAACGAAGAAACCGAUAAGGAUGAAUCAACACUCGAAAAGCGCAAGGCAAGAGCAAAAAGUGUCACGCUUAAAGAUGAGGCCAAGACUCACGAUCCCCCAAAUGACGAGGAUUUGGAAAUCAAACCGGAAGAAACGGAGGAACCUGAGGCGGAAGACGACUUCUCAGAUUUCCCGGAUAAUGAGCUUGGUGCUGUUGUGGCGUUUGACGAAGAUGAUUUGGAUGAAGCACAAACAGAAGCUGAUGUUAAAAACAUUACUAGCAAGCAUCAAAUGACAAUCGAAGAACUAAAGAGAGAAGUUUUGGGAUCGCUACAAGGCAUGGAACUUUUCAAGACAUUUUUAGAAGACAAGUCGGGAAAACAUUUGUUUAAUUUUUGGCUGGACGCCGAGAGAUACAAAGACAGUUUAGAGUCUGAACCGGAGGAUACACUACGAGAACAGAUGACAAGAUUGUUCCGAGAAAUUCAGGACAAGUAUAAAAACUUCCUGACAGUAGACGCAAAGGAACAGAUAGAGAGAGCACUAUAUGAAGGGGGGCUCACACAGGAUCUGUUCGCGAGGACCCAGUACGACAUGCUGAGGAGAUUACGUUCCUACUGGAUCCCAAGGUUCUUGGUUCAUGUGGAAAGGAACAGUGACUUUGGAGACCAGUAUAUGGGAUAUAAUGAUCUCAACCGCCCACCAUCAGGCUUGAGUUUCUUUCCCACUGUAUCGUUCGCUCACUCCUUACCACCGCUAGGGGAAUGGUGUCGAGAGGUUGUUCGGUCACGCCAAUGGGACCGUGACAUCAUGGUGAAGGAGAAUAGGAACAAAUCAGCGCGGAGAAGACUGAGCCGAAUACCUGAAAGGAACGAAGAAGAAUUCACUGCUGCUCUUCGCGGAGAGAAGGAGGCUGGAUGUCCUUUUAAACGCUACUUGGAAAAUAACACCAGUGUUGACAAGUCUUUAUUAUGUAACCUCCUAUUUUGGUUGGAUGUAACUGAUUUCAAUGCAGCCGAGAAGAGAUCUGGUGACCGUUACCUCAGACUGGUCAAUGCUUGGGCGAUAUUCAACAAAUAUAUUGCGAAAGAUGCUGAAAUGAACAUUGGAUUGCACAACAGUGAAAGUCAAAAACUAGAAAGCAAUCUCCUCUCAUCCGAAGAUCUACCGCUGGCCUUUUUCAAGCCGGCUCAGGAGCAUGCUGUGAAAAGACUUGAACCAAGCUGGGAAGCCUUCAAACACUUUGAAGAGGAAACAUUUUUGAGGCCUGUCAAGGGACCUUUUGAUCGUAUGUCCAACAUCUCCAGCGAGAAGGUUGAAGAGAAGAGUCGAUAUUUCUCGCCGACAUCAGGACGCUGGGUGAAAAGACAUCCGGGAUCCACGCCCUCCCAGAGACAGAGGCGAUUGUAUACGUCAUUAGCAAUGGCUGAGGAAAUCGACGCUGAUCGUUCGUCUCCUCGGACCCAGUCACCAACACGGCCAUCAAUCCCACAGCCCUCCAAGGCUAAGAAGGCGAAACCCAAAGCCAAAAAGAAGACUAAAGCAUCAAAGAAUGUUUCUUUCGACUCCAAGAAAAAGAAAGCGACAGAUUCCGACGAGGAUGGAUCUGACAGUGACAAGAAAAAGCAGGGAGAACCUGCCAAGGCCGCUGUACCGGAUUUUGUGGACGUAUUAGAGAACAAAGGAACCAUGUCGGCUUUCAAGCAAUAUGUUCAGAACAUGGAGGGAAGGCAGUCUUUGAACCAAUUGUUAAUGUACUUGGAAAUCGAACAAUACAACGCCAUUUUACCUGCAAAAAAAGUCCAGAAAACGCAACAAGCAACGCAUAUUUACAAAACCUACUUUGAUCCCACAUCUAGAAGGUCGGUGGGUCUUCCCCAGUCCUUACUCAACCAGGUCGAUGGAGAGAGACCCACGUCUCCAGUCUUUACCGCGGCGCAGCAAUUCGUGCUUGGUGAUGUCCAGACUUACUUCAAAAGUUUUUUUAAGCAUGCGCAGGACACCGCUGGCCGACGAGAAGGUACACCAAACACUCCUGGAAGUUUUAACAAGGGUGACACAUUCGAGAGCUCACAGAGUUUCCUUCAGCUUUACAGAAGAAGAGCGAGAAAAAAUAAGAGCACUGGCCGAUCCGCUCCGUCUAAAGAAGACAAAGACAACUUUAAGAAAGUUCUGCAGUCUAUACACGGACGUCUUUCGGUUAAAAUGGAAUAUUUUCGGCGAUAUUUACAGGCCCAUGGUGAACCAGACGGCUUUCCUCGCUUAGAGAACGAUCUUGUUUUCUAUUUGGAAGUUCAGAAGUUCAAGGAAUUGUUUAACUACAUGGAUGAUGUUUCCCUAAAUCGUAAAGUAGAGGCAAUCAUCGAGUGUUUCUUGGACUCAGCCACCCCUCCCUGGCUACAGAUUGACAUUGGUCCCGAGCUUGCUUCUCGUAUUAUACACAAGGCCCAGGUCUUUUCGUCGGGGAAGAAAAUCCCCAGGGAACAAAAGGAGCCAGGGCUUUUCGACGAGGCUCAAAGCAUCUUGUUCAAGGAAAUGCUCCCCUAUUGGGCAGGAUUUUGUAAACAGUACACUCCACCUGAAGAUGGGGCAAAUGUCAAGUUACCUCCCACUAAACAAGAGAAACUCCUACAGAAACGCUACGCAGAAUUCCUGAAAUACCCGGCAGUCACUAAGACUAUCACUCUACCCCUGUUGGUACCUAGUGUACAUGGUCAGUCCAAGAGCGAGCUAAGUUUUUCUGUUUCGGACGGAAUGAAAUGGAAGGAAACUAAGGACCUUGAGACAGCUAGUGUUGCGUCGAGCCAGGCAGGGAGUGUUCGUGGGAGAGCGGGGGAGAAUGGUGCCACGGUGGACCUAUCUAAUCAGCAAACACAAGUAGAGGUAAACACUUGACGCAAGGUUUCCAAUGAUGGAGUGUACGCUGUCAGGCAGCGGAGACUAGUGAGAGAGCACGCACACUUUCCGCCCUUUUUCGUCAACGUAUCGGAAGAGAGCUUGUCACAGGCAAGAGCAUAGAAUGUUUAGCGAUAAUCCUUUCGUUAAUUUUUCUUAGAGGCAAUGGUGUGUCUGUUAUGCAAAACUACACCUUUUCACCUUCAAUACGUGAAAACUCCCUCUGGAACCUAUUUGAUUUGAUCAAGUGAUUUACAAACUUUGAUAAACUGCCAACGUCUCUGAACAUGUGUACUGUAUUUUUUAACAAAAGUGUUCUGAGAACUUAGAAAAUACACAGAGACUUUGUAGAUAGACUUAAAAGACCGGUAAUUACAGCGCAAGCCUUUUGGUACCAGCAAGCAAUUUUUUGAUUCAAUGACGAAUUUUCUAGACGCAUUGCAUUCGCGCAGAAGUAUUUAUUUUGUAAAUUGUAUUUUUCUAAAAAAUGUAAAAGUAUGUGGAGGUAUUUUAAAUCAAUAAAACGUCUAUUUUAUGAA
Messenger RNA from Pocillopora verrucosa, 4232 nucleotides. Its product is annotated as regulator of G-protein signaling 22. Gene Ontology annotation, molecular function: G-protein alpha-subunit binding. Gene Ontology annotation, biological process: regulation of signal transduction. Gene Ontology annotation, cellular component: cytoplasm; nucleus. The record is from RefSeq and is a predicted model, not a curated record. Lineage: Eukaryota; Metazoa; Cnidaria; Anthozoa; Scleractinia; Pocilloporidae.